UUCCCUCUUAUCUUUCCUUUCCCUUUCCCUCACUCUAUACGCCUUAAAGUACCUGAAGAUGGAAUCUUUUUGAUCAGUUAUUGGUUUCCGUUUUACCUGUCAGCAAAGUGUUCGGAGACAUGCCUGAACCAUGGCCACCUUCACCACCUCCAGCCAUAUUUUCGUAUCACCGCAUUCGUUUCUAACACACUUCCGUGCUCGGGUUUUCCCAUCCUGUUUCUGCGGGAUUAGCCACGGAAAUAAAAGGAAUUCGGUGUCUCUGAAGCUGAAUCCUGUGCGUGGUUUGGUGUUCGGGGAAGAGAAGAAAAGGGUUUCUUGUUGGUGCAAGAAAGGGUGGGACAACGACGGGGAUUUGGCAUUGGAGGCUGAGAUAUUGAGGUUCAUGAGAAAUAGUGACAAACCCGAGGCUUUUCCUAACCAGAAGGAGCUGCUUAAUGCUGGGAGGAUGGAUCUGGUUGAGAGGAUUAAGAUACAAAGAGGGUGGCUUGCUAUGGGCUGGGACUUGGAUGAUGAUAUUGAUAAUCGACAUGGAUUUCCAGAAAAUACGUUCCCAGAAGAUGGUGUCAGGGAUUGGGACAUUAUGGAGGAGAAGAAGAAAUGGGAUUACCAGACUCAAGAAAGGGCUCGAACUGAAGUUGAAAGUAAUGGGACAACUAAUUUGGCUGUUAGUUCUUCUAGCUCACCUUCCUCGUCUGGUAGAUCACUAGAAGUAGCAGCUGAGGAUGAUUGUGGCAUUAACGGUAUUCUGAGUCGUUUAGAGAAAGAAAGGAAUAUGAACUUUGGGAUUGGUUUCAAAGAGAAUGGUUUCAAUACUUGUUCCCAAACUAACUGUACUGAAGAAGAUUCUCUUGUCCAAGCCUCAAUAGAUUUGACAGUUGGUAGUCCUCGUAGAAAAAUACUUGCAUCAUUCAGCAAUAGUCCUGGCCCAGUCAGUGAUACCAAUGCCAAUUUUGGUCAGAAUCAGUCUCUAUCAGGCAUUGAUGGUUUAAGCAAUCCAACAUGGAGAGAGUGGAGCCUUCAAAGAGCAGGAUUUUCUGGCAAGGAAUAUGAAGAUAUUUCAGGUUAUAAGUCACUUGAAAUAAGAAAUAAAUCCAAUGAGCUAGACAGAAGAAAAGAGUCACGUGCUUGUGGAAAAGUUAUUAACGACAAUGAAAUACGAAGUCGUCUUGAGCACUUGAAGUUGGAGCUUUCAUCUGUAUUGCAGACAUUGAGGUCUAAUGCUAAUGAGGUUUUACCACGGGAGGGUGAUGGAAGUUCCACUGAUGAUUUUCGUAAGCUUUCUGAUGCUUGGGAGUUCCAGGAAAAUGAGAUAUUGAAUGCCCAGGACAAUUUGCGAUCACUACGGGCAAGGUUGGCAGUUUUAGAAGGGAAGAUGGCACUGACAAUAAUAGAUGCACAAAAGACUGUGGAAGAGAAACAGAAAAGGAUUGAUCAUGCUCGUAGAGCGCUACAGGUUCUUCGUACUACUUGCAUAGUGUGGCCUAUUUCUGGAUCAGAGGUGCUGUUAGCAGGAUCAUUUGAUGGGUGGGCUACCAAGAGAAAAAUGGAGAAGUUGAGCAGAGGUGUUUUUUCUGUACACUUGGAGUUGUAUCCAGGGAAAUACGAGAUUAAAUUCAUUGUUGAUGGUGAAUGGAAGGUUGAUCCCUUGCGCCCUGUCGUUAACGACGGUGGAUUUGAGAAUAAUCUACUUAUCAUAAGGAGCCAGGCUUGCGGAGGCAUGUUAAGAUAAUUCAUCACAAAAAUGGUAGGACAUAGGAGUAAAUGCAGUUGAUUUUUCUUUUUAGUUUCCAAUUUCCUUCUUGUAAACAAGAAGAACAGAGCUGGUAGAAGUUUGAUUUAAUGAUUCUUUUUCAAGGGGCAUCAUAUAAUGAAUGUAACAAAACCAUAUCGGACCACCGUCCGAUACCCAUUCUCUCUUAAAUGUUGUGUUUUUACCUUGUUGAUAAUGCAAAAAUCUACGCGAGAUGAUAUUACCUUGAUCAUA
This is a messenger RNA of Hibiscus syriacus, 1984 nucleotides long. RefSeq names its product protein PTST homolog 2, chloroplastic-like. The record is from RefSeq and is a predicted model, not a curated record. The coding region runs from base 131 to 1729 and encodes 532 amino acids. Lineage: Eukaryota; Viridiplantae; Streptophyta; Magnoliopsida; Malvales; Malvaceae. The transcript has 8 exons.